Messenger RNA from Brettanomyces nanus, 4059 nucleotides. RefSeq lists its product as uncharacterized. The transcript has a single exon. Gene Ontology annotation, cellular component: chromosome. Gene Ontology annotation, biological process: mitotic chromosome condensation. The record is from RefSeq and is a predicted model, not a curated record. Gene Ontology annotation, molecular function: protein binding; ATP binding; ATP hydrolysis activity. Lineage: Eukaryota; Fungi; Ascomycota; Pichiomycetes; Pichiales; Pichiaceae. Bases 1 to 4059 code for a protein of 1352 amino acids.
AUGACCAAUGAGGAUGGGGAUAUACUAAUGGCAGAAGCGCAUUCUUCCUUCAAGAAGGACGAACAAGGAGAUACCAUAAUGGAUGAAUCAGAAAAAGGGGAUAAAGUUAUUGCUCCCAAGGGAGGUGAUACAAAGGACGUGCCUCUGUCGCCCCCAAUUUCUUCAACUGAAACCGAUACCAAGUCAAAAAUUUCUGUUGUGGGACUUGAACCUCUUGACAAGGAGGGGGUUAAUAUGAAGCCUAAAGAAGAACUCGGUGCACCGACUACGCUGAGCGUGUCCCCGGUAAUACCCACUCAACCUGGACCCCCUCCCAUGACCAAGCCAACACCACGGUUAGUGAUAGAACAACUUGUACUUAUUAAUUUUAAAUCCUACGCUGGAAAACAAGUUGUCGGGCCAUUCCAUCCAUCUUUUAGUGCCGUGGUGGGACCUAAUGGUUCAGGAAAGUCCAACGUUAUUGACUCUUUGUUGUUUGUGUUUGGCUUUAGAGCCUCAAAAAUGCGUCAGUCAAAGUUGAGUGAACUUAUACACAAUUCAGAGAACUUCCAAGACCUUCCUUUUUGCCGGGUGGAUGUUCACUUUAAAAAAGUGAUAGAUAAAUUUGACGAAAAUGGUCAUGGGUACGCCGAGGAUGUACCCAAAUCACAACUCGUUGUGUCGAGAAAGGCCACGAGAAACAAUUCCUCUCAAUUCUACAUCAACAACCAUGGAAGUAAUUUCACCGAAGUAAGAAACCUUUUGAAAGCCCAAGGUAUCGAUUUAGACCAUAAGCGAUUUCUUAUUUUGCAGGGUGAAGUGGAAAGCAUAGCGCAGAUGAAACCUAAGGCCGAAAAGGACAGCGACGAUGGCUUAUUAGAGUAUCUUGAAGAUAUUAUAGGUACUUCCAAGUACAAAGAACCAAUUGGAGAGUGUCUGUCCCAAAUUGAUGAACUCAACGACAUUUGCAUCGAGAAGGAGAGAAGAUUUGUGUUUGUUGAGAAGAGCAAAAAUGAAAUGGAAGAGCCCAAGGAAAAAGCACUAGCGUAUCUUAUAGACGAGAAGAAAUACCUUGAGAAGAAGGCUACCUAUUUGCAAUUUUCUCUACGUCGAGAUCAGCAAAAGCUUGAUACCAACAAAGCAAAUUUAGAGCAGUUGAAGCAGAGUCUAGAAACAGGAAAGCAGGAGAGUUCCCGUGCAAAAAUAGAGGUGAAAUCGCUGCGUACUCAGCAUGUCCAACUUGGUAAGGAGAUUGAUCAAAUUGAGACUCAAAUUCUUACCCUGAAGAAAGCACAUAAGAAGAUUGAAAGAGAGAAAGUGACAAUGGACGAAAAAAUCAAACAUAUGCAGAGCAGUCAGAAGAAAGCAUCGAAAUCAUUAGAGUCACACAAACUUGCACUCAGGGAAGCACAGGCUACCCUUUCCAUCAAUCAGCAAAACAUUGAAGGAUAUACAGAUCAAGAACAAGAACUUCAGAUUAAGCUUACUGAAGAAAAGAAAGAGUUAGAAAAGAUAAAAAUAGAACUGUCAGACAAAACCAAAGAUCUUUCUCAGCGGAUGAAUGACCUUCAACGAGAGCUUCAACCAUGGCAGAAUAAGAUUGAUAGCAAACAGGGUGAGCUGGAUGUCAAGAACUCAGAGUUAGAGAUUCUCAAGAAACGUCUUUCUGAGUUUGUGGAAGAGGAAACUUCAUUAAGGCAGGCUAUAGAGGAGAAGACGGAACUUGUGAAGUCCAAAAAGAAGCAGAUCGCUUUACUUCGACAGGAAAAAGCUCACGUGAAUGGUCAAAUUGAGCUGGGCGAGCCCGAAGUGGCAGACGCUUCUAAAAAACUUAAAGAGAUGGAAAGGCAGUUGAUGAGCGCACGUCAAAGAGCAGAGGAUGCUAAAUCCCGCGUCAGCAGGUCAGAAUCCAGAAACAGAGUGCUUAAUGCAUUGAUGCAUUUGAAACAGACAGGAAGACUUCAGGGUUUCUAUGGUAGACUUGGCGAUUUGGGUAUCAUUGACGAUAAAUAUGAUGUUGCCGUUUCUACCGGAGGAGGAUCUUUAGAUGAUAUGGUAGUGGAUACCGUUGAAUGCGCUCAACAGUGCAUUCAGUACAUUAGAAAGAAUGGAUUGGGCUUUGGUAAGUUCAUUGUUUUGAAUAAACUUCGGCAGUUUAACUUACAGCGUAUUCAAACUCCCGAGAACGUUUCUAGAUUGUUCGAUUUGAUUGAACCUGUUGAACCAAAAUUUGCAGCUGCAUUCUACUCGUCGAUGUAUGACACUUUGGUGACAGAGAAACUUCAGGUAGCCAAUAGGGUGGCGUUUGGAGGGAGAAAAAGAUGGAGAGUAGUUACAAUGGAUGGCAAACUCGUUGACUCUAGUGGCGCCAUGUCCGGUGGUGGUAGUACCGUUUACAGGGGGGCCAUGAAAUUGAGAUCUAAGCACCCUUCAGGAGCCCACGAAAUUACCGAGCAUGAAAUGCAGAAGUUGGUGAUGGAUAUGGACAACAAGGAAAAGGCCUUUCAAGAGGCUACCACGGCUUUUAGACAAAUGGAACAGGCAUUGAUUGAAUAUAAAGAGAGGUUACCUCAGAUUGAUGUGGAAUCUUCGAAAUUUGAUAUCGAAAUUCGAUCUCUGAACGAGGGGAUAAAGACUGCAGAAGUGCGACUAAAAGAGAUGAGUAAAGAUAGUACGCAGAAGAGACACACAGAGACGGAGAUUGAAAGCGUGAACAGUGUCAUCACCGGACUUUCAGAUGAUAAGGCCCAUUUGAAAGAGCAGUCUUCCGGAUUACAGCAGAAGAUCUCAGAGAUCGAACAGAGAAUAAUGGAUAUUGGGGGAGUGAAACUGAAGAUCCAAAAGGCGAAAGUAGAUUCUGUGGAGCAGAAGCUCGAGAUUCUUGGCGAGAAAAAAUCUAACGAUGGGGUGACUGCUUCGAAAGCAAAGAAUCAGAUUUCAAGACUCGAGAAACAGAUCAGUGAUAACGAGAAGGAGAUUGAAGAAUGUGAUGAAUCGAUAGCAUCAAUUCAAGCUGAAUAUAAAAAAGAACUAUCGUCGUUUCAGGACUCAGAGAGUCAUAUCAGAGAGUUACAAAGCUGCAAAGAUGACAAGCGGGACAAGAAGGAGAAAUUAGAAGACGAUUUGGAAGAGGUGGAGUCGAAAUUGAACGAUCUUCGUAAGAAAGAGAUUGAGUCUAUGGGAGAAAUAGAGAAAUACGAGUUGGCCGUACAAGGUUGCGAGAAGAGAAUUACCAACAUGACUGAGAGUGCCGGCACAUUUCAGGUCAGAGAUAUCGAGGAACUAUUGGGAUGGAUGGAUCCAAAAGAAAGAAAACAGUAUUCACAGAAUCGGGAAUCACUUCCUAAGUUGAGACCAGAGGAAUUGGAAAAGGUAGAUUUUGCUGCAGUGAGGCAAGAGGUAGACAGAAUGGAGGAGGCAUUGACAAAUGCAGAGGUUGAUCUUGAUGUUUUAAAAGAGUAUUCAGGGCGAUUCACCGAGUAUAAAGAACGUAAGGAUGCUUUUAACGAGUCAGUUUCUGCUCGUGACAGUGCCAAAGAGCGUUGCACUCUGUUGAAGGAACAGAGAUUAGACGAGUUCAUGGCAGGAUUCAAUGCUAUUUCAUCUACCUUGAGGGAGAUGUAUCACAUGAUCACUAUGGGAGGUAACGCUGAACUAGAGCUUGUGGAUUCGUUGGAUCCAUUCUCGGAAGGUAUUCUCUUCUCAGUGAUGCCGCCAAGAAAAUCAUGGAAGAAUAUCAGUAACCUUUCUGGAGGUGAAAAGACUCUUUCGUCGUUGGCACUUGUGUUUGCUCUUCACAGUUACAAGCCUACACCAUUGUACGUUAUGGAUGAGAUUGACGCCGCCUUAGACUUCCGAAACGUCAGUAUUAUAGCCAACUAUAUCAAGGGAAGAACGAAGAACGCACAGUUUGUGGUGAUAUCUUUAAGAAACAACAUGUUUGAAUUGGCUGAAAGGUUAGUGGGUAUCUACAAGGUGAAUAAUCUGACAAGAUCAGUCACUUUAGAGAAUCAGGAUAUGGUUCAGGGGGACGAACAGAAGGAUGCGAAGAAGAACAAGAAGAAAAUAAUGAAGGUGUAA